Messenger RNA from Pristis pectinata (smalltooth sawfish), 2815 nucleotides. It is a transcript of the gene b4galt7, whose product is annotated as xylosylprotein beta 1,4-galactosyltransferase, polypeptide 7 (galactosyltransferase I). The transcript is spliced from 7 exons. Gene Ontology annotation, molecular function: xylosylprotein 4-beta-galactosyltransferase activity. Gene Ontology annotation, biological process: carbohydrate metabolic process; proteoglycan biosynthetic process. The record is from RefSeq and is a predicted model, not a curated record. Bases 188 to 1147 code for a protein of 319 amino acids. Lineage: Eukaryota; Metazoa; Chordata; Chondrichthyes; Rhinopristiformes; Pristidae.
AUGGCUGCAUCUUCCAAAUGACAAUGCUCUGAAGAUCUACAGUGAUGUAUCUCCAGUGCUUUGCGGGCCGUUGCAUGCACUAAUCCGUUGGGGCAGUACAAGAAGUUUGAAGCCGACGUCCUACCUUAGACAAGAUUAUGUGACACAGCCGGAGAUAAAUUACUUGAGAGCUAAGGAGUGAAAGAAGAUGAUGUACUCGUCUAGACGAAAACCCGUUCUCUACUUCACCAAGGAAGAUAGCAGGUCAGGCCUGCUACUAAGGAUGUUGCCUAGAAGAUGUUCCAUCUUUAAACUAUUCUGUACAUUUAUAGUCCUUGGAUUCUUCUCUGUAAUGUGGCUGCAGUACAACUGCAGAGUAACCAGCAGCCAGAGCAGCAAUGAUGAUGGUUCGGUGUACAAGUCCUGCCGGGAGGAGACUGAUGAUCCAAGCUGGGGCCCUCACAAAAUUGCGAUCAUUGUUCCUUUCAGGGAGCGUUUUGAAGAACUUUUGAGUUUUGUUCCAUACAUGCACGCAUUUUUAAAGAAGAAGAAAAUCAGACACAAGAUCCUUGUAAUCAACCAAGUUGAUCACUUCAGAUUUAAUCGUGCCUCUUUGAUAAACGUUGGUUUCUUGGAGAGUGGGAAUGAUACAGACUACCUUGCUAUGCAUGAUGUGGACUUGCUGCCCCAGAAUGAAGACCUGGACUACGGGUAUCCUGAGAAAGGACCCUUUCAUGUGGCUUCCCCAGAACUUCAUCCCCUCUACCAUUACAAGAACUACGUGGGAGGGAUACUCCUCCUCACCAAACAGCACUUUGAACUGUGUAAUGGGAUGUCAAACCGGUUUUGGGGAUGGGGCCGGGAGGAUGAUGAAUUUUAUCGUAGAAUAACAGCAGCAGGACUGCAGCUUUACCGUCCUACUGGAAUUCAAACAGGUUAUAAUACCUUCAAACAUUUCCAUGAUCCAGCGUGGAGGCGACGAGACCAGAAGAGAGUGUCAGGACAGAAGCAGGAACAGUUUAAGGUUGACAAAGAAGGUGGAUUAAAGAACUUGAAAUACAGUGUCGGGUCCAGAACAGAGCUGACGAUCGCAGGGGUACACUGCACCAUUAUCAACAUCUUACUGGAAUGUGACCUGAACGAAACACCUUGGUGUAUAAUAAACUGAUUGGACAUAUGCUAGAAAUAAUUGGAUCUCUUCUAGCUGAAAUGGAACUGCUGACAAAGUGGAUAGACCUAUCACGCUGUGAUUUUGGGCUCCUGUUCUAUUGGUGAUGCUGUCAAUACACAAUGCCGUACCAGGUUCUGAAGUAGUUUUGGAAUAGUCUGUUGGGUGACACAUUGAUCAAUGUUACAAAUUUUUGCAGCAUUUGACAAGUUGGUUGCAAGAAUCCUUCAGUCUGAAUGGUUAGCGAUGUAAAAGGCUAUUCAUGGGAAGUUGCUCAUAAACUAGCAAAAUCUUCAGUUUUUUUUUUCCAAAUCCUUGUUUUCUUGUUAAGGUCACAGCCAGUAAUCUAUUUUUGGUGCUCUCCUGAUGGACUGUAUUUCGUCAUUCAAUGAGGCAGCAGAGGACUUCUACCAUUAUUGCAAAACAAUAUAGUAUGUUACCUUUCUGUAGAAGGAUCCCUUAAGCUUGUGGUGUCCACUUCAAAAAAAAUGUCAACCCUAACGUUGCAAUUUAGAGAGCAAUGGAUUCUCCUCUUGGUUCAUGGAAUGAUGGAAAAAAAGUUUACAAAGAAGUGAAUAUUGAAAUCUACAUAUCAAUAUAUUCGCAUUUGUCAAUGAACAUGGUUGUGACAUUGUGAUAAACAUUGUUUUUACUGCAGUCGACUAGUUGAUGGAUUCAUCAUGCUGAUUUUGAAACUCAGCCAGUGCAAAAUGUUCUUGGGUUACUGUCUGUACAGUUAGAAAAAGCUACAUUCCAAACUAAGUCUAGAAGAUGGAAAUAAUCUUAUAAUGAAGGUAAAGAACACCCUAGGCUGAUAAGGAACAAUCUGCUUUACAUUUUUACUGAUGAUUCAAAUCAAUAUAAAGGAAGUCUUUAUGCAUCUCAUGCUACUAUUACAAUAAUAGGCUGCAUGAUUUCACAGCUCCAGUUUUUGGAGCCUUCUCACCUUUAAUUCUUGUUCAAUGAGAGGGAGCAAUGCAGAAAGCAUUUGCCUUGAUUGUUCUGCCAUCCAGUGGAAGAUUUGCAGGACUACAUCAUGAAAUACUACAUAAGUGGAUGGACACUUUCUGGACCAGAUGAUUCUGACAUUCAUAAAGGAGAGAUGAAGAGAUCUUCAGAUCUCAUUGAUUUUUGUUUUGUUCUGCUUUGAAGAUGUAAAUUUCUUGUUUUUUGGGGGGAUUUUUUUUAACCUGUAAACAUCUCUCAAAAAUGAAAUGAAUUGAAACAGAUUCACAGGAAGAGAAAAAAAGUCUCAAAAUAUUGACAGAUUUGUUUCUUGAUUCAUUGAAGCAUCUGGUUUCAUCGAAGUAUCCAGAAUUUUAAAGGCACAAAGUAUGUUUUUUUUGAGAACAUUACGGAAGGGUACUUACCUGCUACUGCAUGAAUGACUGCUGCAGGUCUACAGCAGCGGCAAUGGCAGCAUCUCCUAUCAUUUGAUAUUUGUGAAUGGGAUGGAAGGAAGAUGUGUAAGUGAAUCUAAAUUCAGAAUAAUUUUUUUUAAACACAGUUUAUUUUAGUGUUUUACUAGGCUUUGCAAUAUAGGUCCAUCAAAAAUGGAUGGUGAUACAUCAGUAUUAGUGAGUGGAAACUGCCAUUUCAGUGCAUUUCUUCAUUGUAUUUAUUUCUUAACUUUUCAGAGUAUUAUAGUAGAAAUAAAUUAACUUUACC